Molecule: messenger RNA, 5645 nt
Organism: Dermacentor andersoni
Lineage: Eukaryota; Metazoa; Arthropoda; Arachnida; Ixodida; Ixodidae
Gene: Fhos
Product: Formin homology 2 domain containing
Biological process (GO): cortical actin cytoskeleton organization
Cellular component (GO): cytoplasm; cytoskeleton
Molecular function (GO): actin filament binding
Source: RefSeq, a predicted model, not a curated record
CGUCUGUGCGACAGUGGUUGUUGUGGCGUGGAGACUUGGCGAAGUGACCCGGUGCUGCCGCGUCGUUCUUUGGCAUCAGCCGUUGUCGUCGAAGCCAAGUGUCCGGCCUUUGACGCUUGCUGCCAAUCGAAGUUUUAUAUCGGCCUGUCAUGUGGUUGUCGUGACGGGUUUCUCCAUGGGAUAUGGCUACGCUCACGUGCAGGGUCCAGUACCUCAACGACAUCGACCCAUUCUCGGCGAGCACCAAUUUUCCCGAGCCCGCGCGGCCACCAACAUACGUGUUCAAUGUAAACAUCCCUUUAAUCAACCAAAUCGCUGGCGUACACCGUCUCCUCAAGGCGCCGCAUAAGUUGGACGACUGCACGCUGCAACUGUACAAGAUCAAUGCGACCGACAACGACUAUGGCAGCUACCUGGACCUCGAGUCGACAAUCGACGAGCAGGGCGACGACUUCGAAGGAUUCCAGGACAACCGGAAGAACGCAGUCCUGCUUCGCACUCAACUCUCCGUCCGAGUUCACGCGAUCAUAGAGAAGCUGCUCAACUCGACAGGACGAGAACUGCGACGGGCACUGUUCUCUCUCAAGCAGAUCUUUCAGGAUGACAAAGACCUGGUGCACGAGUUUGUGCAGAACGACGGCCUUGCUUGCCUCAUCAGAGUGGGCUCUGAAUCAGACCAGAAUUACCAGAAUUACAUCCUUAGAGCUUUGGGGCAGGUUAUGCUCUACGUGGACGGAAUGAAUGGCGUCGUGGAACACAACGAGACAAUCCAAUGGCUCUACUCUCUCAUCGCGUCCAAGUACCGUCUGGUGGUGAAGACAGCUCUGAAACUUCUUCUUGUCUUUGUGGAGUACACAGAGAACAACAGUGCACUGCUUAUGAAUGCUGUCAAUGUAGUUGACCAUGAAAGAGGUGCAAGACCAUGGUCCAACAUAAUGAUGUUGCUGAAUGAAAGGGACUCUGCAGACAUGGAGCUGUUGGUGUACUCCAUGACACUCAUCAACAAGACUCUCAAUGGUAUUCCUGACCAGGACACCUAUUAUGAUAUUGUUGAUUCGCUAGAAGAGCAGGGAAUGGAACGACUUAUACAGUACUACAUGUCCAAGCAAGGCACCGACUUGGAUUUGCUUCAGCAAUUUCGAAUAUACGAGGCUGUUCUCAAGCACGAAGAUGGAGAUGGGGAUGGAAAAGCUCUGCCUCUUGAUGUUCGGCUAAGGCAAGUUCCUCGUAGUCGCAAGUCAAGUAGUAAUGAUGAAAAUGAGAGGCGGAAAAGCCGACGCCACUCGCUGGGAAACCUUGCUCCAAAUAGCACGAGUCCUUUCAAGCAGCGGCCUUCACCACUUGCCAAGACACCUGAAGCCACCAGCACAUUUCCACAAUGGAGGAGAAGGGAUGUGAACCAAAAUGAGGAGCCAGUAAAAACGCCUGACCAUGGAAAGAAUGGGAUUGCUCACAAUGAUGUUGAUACCCCAGAAAUAGAUGAUGUUGUAAAUGGCAUUACUCCUGCAUUAAGGCGAAGGCGAGAGCGGGAUGCUCGUAAUCGUUGCCUCAUCAGAGAACAGGAGGAAAAUGGACGUGAUCAUCAGACAACCGUUUCACCACCUGUCCCAUCUCCACCUACAAACUUCACCGAGAAGCAGCCUCAGAAAGGACCAUCCUUCAUCGAACGCACCCGUUCCCGUUUUGAAAGCCGCAUUGAAGACGAAAAUAGAAAAAAUCAACAACUUUCUCAACAACAGCAGCAACAACAGCAAUCACCUGCAGCUCCUAACUUCUCCCCACUUCAGAGGCCUACGAAUCUGCAUGUUGAACCACCAAAGACUUUCAAUGUCUGCCCAAACAAAUCACCACAGCCUUACAUGAGUCCAACACAAAGGGACCCCAGCAAAAAGUCUUGGAUGCUCUCCAUGAUGUAUGGGAAAAACCAGGAAGAGGAGAACUCACGUGAGGAGGAGUUAGUUCGACCACCGCAACAGCUUAAAAAGGAUGGUCUUCGAGAGCUUCAAGAUCGCAUCAGCGGAAGGACAACAGACGGCCCAGCCACAGACAUCUCCACAGCUGGUGCUGUCAGUAGAGCAAAGGAAGGGCUUGCAGCAUCACGUUCACGAUCUGACUUCCGAUCACUACUUCCACAGACGAGCUCAUCUUCAAUUCCUGACUUGCUGUGGAAGGCUGACAAUGAUGUGCAGUGGGAACAGUUAGUGCGGUCCAUCAGGCGGCCACUCCUCAUCAAUGACCUUGAUUUCACAGACCUAAGGGAUGAUGAUGAUGCAGAUGUGCUCCAGCCAAUGAACUGUGGUGUUGGCCAGCCACCACCACCACCACCACCCACAGGGGGACUUCCUCCACCACCACCUCCAAUGGGAGGGCCACCUCCUCCCAUGGGAGGGCCACCUCCUCCACCACCACCUAUGGGGGGUCCUUCUUUUGGUGGGCCCACAAAGGUUGCUCCACCACCGCCGGCUGCUCCAUCAUGGCUGCAGCAGCGGCAGCAGCAGCAGCAGGCACAGCAGCAAGCCCUCAAUGCCCUUCCUCCAAAGAGCAAAAAGACAGUGAAACUUUUUUGGAAGGAAGUGAAGGUAGAUCCAGCGAUGUUGUCGAAGAUGGCCAAGAAGAAGACCAUCUGGGAUGAACUCAACAGGGUGCAUGUUGACACACAGAAGCUGGAACACCUGUUUGAAAGCAGGGCCAAGGAAGUCCUGAACAGGAAAAAUCAAGAAGGAAAGAAGAAUGAAGUGAUAGUGCUUGAUGCCAAACGCUCCAAUGCCAUUAACAUUGGCAUGACCAAGCUUCCACCUCCAAGAACAAUCAAAACAGCUAUCCUAAAGAUGGACAGCACCAUUAUGAACAAAGAAGGCAUUGAGAAAAUAUUGACAACGAUGAUGCCAGGAGAAGACGAGAAGAACAAAAUCAUGGAAGCACAGAUGGCAAACCCGGAUGUUCCCCUCGGCAAUGCAGAACAGUUCCUACUGACACUUGCAUCCAUUAGUGAACUUGAAGCUCGACUCAGGCUUUGGGCUUUCCGCUUGGAUUAUGAUGUUAUGGAGCGGGAAGUUGCCGAGCCACUUAUGGACUUAAAGCAAGCAAUUGAGGAAAUUGAAACAAACAAGACAUUCAGGGUUAUCUUGGCCACAUUGCUAUCCAUAGGAAACUUUCUCAAUGGUGCGGAGGUGAAAGGCUUUCAGAUUGACUACCUGGCCAAAGUUCCUGAAGUAAAGGACACUGUUCACAAGCACUCAUUAUUGCAUCAUUUGUGCCAUAUGGUCAUGGAAAAGCACCCAGACACUACUGAUCUAUACUCCGAGAUCGGAGCUGUCACGAGAAGUUCUAAAGUUGACUAUGAUGAGGUUGCGAAAAAUUUGAGCAAGAUGGAAAGUGAUUGCAAGGCGUCAUGGGAGCACCUGAAGGUUAUUGCUAAGCAUGAUGGAUCAGCCAUGAAAGCCAAACUGUCUGAAUUCCUCAACGAUUGUGCAGAAAGGAUAGUCAUCCUAGGCAUCAUUCACCGGCGUGUUCAUAACAGAUUUCACAAGUUGCUGGUGUACUUGGGAUGCCCACCACACUCAAUUAGAGAAACCAAAGCACAGCAAGUAUGCAAAGUCAUCAGUGAGUUUGCUCUGGAGUAUCGCACGACAAGGGAACGUGUACAGCAACAGUUUGAGAAGAAAGCAAACCACCGUGAAAGGAACAAGACUCGUGGAAAAAUGAUCACUGAGAUGGACAAGUUCAAGACAAAAGAGCAGCAGGCUGACCAAGAGCUGAGGCAGCUCCUUGGAAAUGGAACCUCUGAUGUUGAAGAGCCCAAAGGAGGGAAAUGGGGAACUGUGCCUGGUAUGCGGGCUCGGCCAAGGAUACCGCAAGGCCCUGGGGGGACCCUUGGUCGGCACAGUACUCCAACAAGGGAUGAUAACCUGACUGAUGCUGAUGAUGAGAUCUUAGAGAGCCUUGUCAAAACAGCCACAGCACAGCCUGCACGAAAUGAGCCACGCAUUCGCAAGAAAGCUCGCUACGGUGAUAGAAAGUCACUUCGCCGUACCUUAAAGAGUGGGCUGGAUCUUUCCGAGGAUGAGCGACGUUCUUUGGCUGCAAUGUCAUCUUAGUGGGCUUCAUUCUUGGACCCCUGUAGCAGGAGGUGUUCACACUAAGCAGUACUGUUGAAUGACUUUAGCAUGACAGAAUUAGCAAAAAAUAGCUGAUCUCAAGAGGUGCUGUAAGCAGCUUUAUGUUGCCUUAUUUUCCCCUUGGUACUGUAGUGGGACAUUUCUGUCAUUUAGAUUGGAUAUCACUUGUUAAGAGACUGUAAGGGGUAUUGUGAUCAGAUUAGAACAUGUAUGCUUAGUUUUUCAUUUGAGGCAUGAAUUGACACUUGUGCUGAAGUGACAGAAUAUGUGUGAUAUCAGCUUUUUUCAAUUCUGUGGUGCUCAAGUUGCAAUUCUGUUUAGAGUGUGACAUGUGUGUCGUCUCGAUUUUCUACAGUGUUCACAUGCAGAUUGCCUUCUUGGCCACAUCUGAGUACUUUGAUGACACAUAGUCUGUAGGAUUUUUUUUUUUUUCAGUGAUGUUUUUUUAGAAGCAGACAUGGAGAAUAUGUGAGAGCAUAUAGGCUAAGAAGCAAGUGAGACAUACUCUUGUGGUUCACCAAUCACUCCAUAUGUGAUGUGUUAGUUUCAGUGUAAAUAUGUUGUACUAUACUGAGUAGUCUAGUGAUUGCCAAGUUUCUUUCUCUCUACUUUGCUUCUAUUUGCCAUAUCUUUAUAUUCUUGCCCUCCUGUUCUCCAAGGCUGAAUGUUGUUGAUGAGUUGUAAAGAUGAAGUGCAACUCUAAACAAAGACAGCUCUUGUGUGGUUUGUUUGCAGACAUGGCACAUUUUGGCCAAGAACAAGUGAAGUUACUUAAGCCAGGUGCAUUUUGUUAGCCAAUUUGUUUUUGUACAGUAAGAAAGGUUAUUUAUUUGUUUUUUGUUCUGAAACCCCUGUGAUCUAUUUUCCAAGAAGUGUCUUCUCGCAGUUACUAUGUCAUGCAUCGACUGAUAGAUCUGUCUUGCAACGGCGACUGCCACUGUAGAAGCUGAGCUUGCAACUGAUUUGCGCCAAAGUGGCCACAGUAUAAACAUAUACUAGGAGACAUUUGUGUUCCAUUUUACAUACACACCUGCACAGAGAGAAGCUGUGGCUUUCCUAAGUCCUUUUGUUUGUUUACUGAAAUGUACAGUAUUAGGUUUUCUUCUGAUGACAAAAAUGUCAUUUUGCUUUGUCAAGAGCAAUUUUUCCUGCAACUUCAGUGCCAGUAGCAUCACUUACUUCUCCUCAGAGCCUGGUGUGGUGCAAAGUUGUACUUGCAGCAAGUACAUAAAUUAUCUCAAACAUUCAUCAUGCUCUGAACAAUGGUUGCUCUGUUACUGUCUCAUUCUGCCAAAUAUUUUCUUUCUUUGAGAAGUGCAUCUUUUGUUUAGUGCAUUUUGUUUUUCUUUUCUUUACUAUGCGAGAUCUUAUGCAGGGUAAGCUAAAAGUAUAAGUCUAGGUAUAUGAAAGAGUAAAAGUAGUGUUGCUGCCCCUGUUCACCUUCAGGACUCGGACAGCCUAAAGGUGUGUGAAAAAGAUUGUGACAUCUGCAAUAUUGCCAAAUAAAGAACACAUCUGCCAGUCUGA